Molecule: messenger RNA, 1215 nt
Organism: Menidia menidia (Atlantic silverside)
Lineage: Eukaryota; Metazoa; Chordata; Actinopteri; Atheriniformes; Atherinopsidae
Source: the annotation of a GenBank genome assembly
AUGGGGCUCGGACAGUCCAGUAAGACUCCGGCGGCGGACGAUACGGACGAGGUAAAUUUUGACCAUUUCCAGAUCUUGAGGGCCAUUGGAAAAGGGAGUUUUGGGAAGGUCUGCAUAGUGCAGAAGAAAGACACCAAGAAGAUGUACGCCAUGAAGUACAUGAACAAGUUGAAAUGCGUUGAGCGGAACGAGGUGAGGAACGUCCUGAAAGAGCUCCAGAUCAUGCAGAACCUCGAGCACCCUUUCCUGGUCAAUUUCUGGUAUUCCUUCCAAGAUGAGGAGGACAUGUUUAUGGUGGUGGACCUGCUCCUGGGUGGAGACCUGCGCUAUCACCUUCAGCAGAACGUUCACUUCUCAGAGAGCACGGUGAAGUUCUACGUCUGCGAAAUAGCCCUGGCUCUGGGGUACCUGAGAAGCAAGCGCAUCAUACACAGAGACAUCAAACCUGACAAUAUACUACUGGAUGAGCAUGGGCACGUCCACCUAACAGACUUCAAUAUUGCCGCAAUUGUAAAGGAUGACCUUAAAGCAACGUCCAUUGCAGGAACCAAACCAUACAUGGCUCCUGAGCUGUUCCAGGCCAUCGAAGGGUCCCACCCUGGCUACUCCUUCUCUGUCGACUGGUGGUCGCUGGGAAUUACAGCCUAUGAACUAUUAAGAGGACAGAGACCAUAUGUGAUGAGGUCCAAUACGCCCGCAAAUGAAAUCCUUCAAACUUUCCACAAGGUCCAUCCCAGUUACCCAGCAGCCUGGUCUUUGGAGAUUAAAUCUCUUAUUAGAAAGUUGCUAUGCAUGGAUGUCCAGAAGCGCAUUUCCUGUCUGGCAGAGCUUCAGGAUCUGGACUACAUGUCAGACGUCAACUGGGACGCAGUGCUCAGCAAACAGCUUCCUCCAGGCUUUAUACCUAAUAGACGUAGGCUAAACUGUGACCCCACGUUUGAGCUGGAGGAAAUGAUCCUGGAGUCCAAACCACUUCACAAGAAAAAGAAAAGGCUCGCUAGAAAGACCAGAGACCAGGGCUCCGAUGGGUCCCCUCAGAAUGGGCAGUUACAGCAGCGUUUGGAUAACGUCCAGAGAGACUUUAUAGUCUUCAACAGAGAAAAGUCAAGAAAGGCCUUGGUGAGCACUCCAGAGUUGUCCACGAGUGAGAAGAACAAGGCAAUAGAAGACGGACAGAACAACAAUGUUGAGCCGGCUGCUUAUUUAUCAGGGUAG